CACCUCGAAGAACUCUUCCAAAACUUCCCCCGAGCAAGUUCCUCGGGAUGCGCGCUGCUUUGCUGUGAUUGGCUGCAGGGUGUCAGCUGAUGCAAAAUGGCGGCGGUGCUGGGUUGCCGGGUCCGCCACCGCGUCCUUCCAAUGUCACGUGCUGUGUCACCAGGUUUUGCCUCAAUAGUGUCCGUUUUAAUUCAAAAACGGAAUACUCAUCAUGUUGUUAUUCCCGCUGGUAAAGGUGGCCGAUCAUCUUUUAGUGGGAUUGUGGCGACAGUUUUUGGAGCAUCUGGAUUUCUUGGACGAUAUGUGGUAAACAGACUUGGACGGAUUGGCUCUCAAGUAGUGAUCCCAUAUCGCUGUGAUCCAUAUGAUGUUAACCAUCUCAGACCCAUGGGUGAUCUUGGACAGCUGACUUUUCUAGAAUGGGAUCCCAGAGAUAAAGAUUCAACGAGACGAGCUGUCGGAUGUUCCAAUGUUGUUAUUAAUCUUGUUGGAAGGGAGUGGGAAACUCAUAACUUUAGGUUUGAUGAUGUACAUGUCAAAAUUCCACAAGACAUUGCUCAUGCCUCCAAGGAAGCUGGAGUUGAAAAAUUAAUCCAUGUUUCUCAUCUGAAUGCUGACAUAAAGAGUAUUUCAAAGCUCCUAAGAACAAAGGCUGUCGGAGAAAUGGCUGUGAGAGAAGAGUUUCCAGAUUCCAUCAUCAUCAAACCAUCUGAAAUAUUUGGAAGAGAAGACAAAUUCCUAAAUUAUUUUUCACAAAUGCGUUGGUUUGGGCGUGCCAUACCACUUAUUUCUAUGGGCAAGAAGACUGUGAAGCAGCCUGUAUAUGUGGUGGAUGUGGCUAAAGCAAUUGUAAGUGCUAUUAAAGAUCCCGAUUCGAGUGGGAAAACAUAUGUUACAGUUGGGCCCCAUCGAUACCUUCUUCAUGACCUUGUGGAAUAUGUAUAUGCUGUUAUGCAUAGACCAUUUAUUUCUUACCCAUUGCCAAGACCUCUCUAUCACUUGGCAGCAAAGCUGUUCGAACUAAACCCAUUUGAUAAGUGGACAUCACGAGACAAAGUGGACAGGUUGCACAUCACAGAUAUGAAGUAUACUGACCUUCCUGGACUGGAGGACCUGGGAAUUAUCCCAACACCCAUUGAACAAAAAGCAAUUGAAGUUCUCCGACGUCAUCGCAGGUACCGCUGGUAUAGUGCUGAUGUAGAGCAUGCAAAACCAGCAACACCUGUGAAUUACUGAUUCUCCAGAAGACACCCCACCUACUUAUCUAGUAAAUGUACAUAAGUUGAAAUGCUUGGAUUUAAAUAAAUAUAUAAAUAGAACUGCUUUCCUUGUGCUCUAUUAAGUGGAUAAGGUUAAGAGGGUAAAGUAUCUUUGAUUUGUUACAACAUUCACUUGUGAUACGACUGUAAGUUUGGGUGUCAGUGGUGUCACUUACUGUGCUGUCAAAGUAAUCGGUCCAGCUGUACACAGGAUCGUGGGCACAGAAUCAGUAUUGCCAUUUCAUUGUGUUCAGAGUAUGCUGCACUUUUGUGCUUUCUAGGUGCUCUGACUUAGGAUCAAGAAUUUGUUUCUCAGUGAUAACAGGCUUGAUCCAUCAACUGGCUAUAAAACUGGAGUAGGUUAUUUAAUGAGCCUAUUUUCUCAUUCAUUGAUCUGUGAUCUAACUCUAUAUCCCCUAGUAUCUGGUUAAUAAAAAUCUCAUAAAGAUGUAAACCAAUAUUUUAGCAUUAACUGUCAUUUUCAAAUAUGACCUUAUGCCAAAUUUCAGAUGUAGAAGUCUUCAAUUUCACUCCUGAAAUCCCUCCUUCAGUCUUAAAACCAUCCAAGAUGUCAGCGCUCUGCAUUUCAUCCUCUUCAGAAUUUAUUUCCUUAAUUUAGUAGUUCCACUAACUUUAGGACCCAAGCUCUAAAGUUGCUUCCCUUUGUUGCAUGUCUUUUGUCCUUUAAGAAGCUCCUUAAAACCUGCUUCUUUGAUUACUAAGCCUUGAUUAUGAUUAACACGACAACAACAGAUAAAUAGCAUGCACACUGCAGAUGCUGUGGUCAAAGCAACACGUAUGUCUAAUUUUGCUCAUGUGUAACAUGGUGGAUGAUAAUUGGCCAAAAAUCAAGUUGUAUUGCUUUUUAAAGGCUAUAUACUGAUUUUGGGACAAUAAGUUCUAUUUCUUGCUUUUUUUUUUAAUGUUAGGUUGGCUUCUGCAGUUUCCAAAUACAUGAUUUUUAAAUUAAAACACUUCACGUUAUUAAAGCUCAUCUGGAAUGUCCUCAUUUACUUUAUGUAAAAUCCCAGCAUGGAUGGAGUCAGGUUCUUGAAUUAGUCACAUUAGUUUCAUUGGUUUUUUCCCAAAUCUAUUGUACAUGUUCAUUUCAGUGGCACUCUAUGCCUAAUUGAAAAUUGGUUGAAAAUGCAAUGUCAUUCUGUUUAAAUACUCUGGUAAAUUUAAUUUUUCAACAUGUCUACAAGACUUUUACAAUAGUUUCCAUAUUAUCAUGUUCUUUUGUGUUGAUUUUAAUAUCCUUUAUAAUUUCCUUAACUCACUAUAUUGAGCUUAUGCUAUUAGUUUUGUAAAGUUUGGUUAGUCUUAAGUCAGUCUUGAAUCUAGAAUCUUUGUUUCUCAUUGUUCAGUAAUAAACAUAUUAAAUGUG
Messenger RNA from Hypanus sabinus (Atlantic stingray), 2646 nucleotides. It is a transcript of the gene ndufa9a, whose product is annotated as NADH:ubiquinone oxidoreductase subunit A9a. Gene Ontology annotation, molecular function: protein-containing complex binding. The transcript is spliced from 11 exons. The record is from RefSeq and is a predicted model, not a curated record. NCBI's taxonomy places the organism in Eukaryota, Metazoa, Chordata, Chondrichthyes, Myliobatiformes, Dasyatidae. Bases 97 to 1236 code for a protein of 379 amino acids. Gene Ontology annotation, cellular component: mitochondrion.